Messenger RNA from Colletotrichum higginsianum IMI 349063, 1032 nucleotides. RefSeq names its product ER lumen protein retaining receptor. The coding region runs from base 1 to 1032 and encodes 343 amino acids. NCBI's taxonomy places the organism in Eukaryota, Fungi, Ascomycota, Sordariomycetes, Glomerellales, Glomerellaceae. The record is from RefSeq and is a predicted model, not a curated record. The transcript has 4 exons. Gene Ontology annotation, molecular function: ER lumen protein retrieval receptor activity. Gene Ontology annotation, biological process: endoplasmic reticulum to Golgi vesicle-mediated transport; protein retention in ER lumen. Gene Ontology annotation, cellular component: cis-Golgi network; endoplasmic reticulum; membrane.
AUGACUGCGUGGAACUUGUUCAGGUACAUGGGAGACAUCUCCCACCUCCUGUCGAAAUGCAUCCUGAUGUUUGCGAUACACCGCAACAGAAGCGCUGAGGGUGUGUCCCUCAUCACCCAGGGCUUGUACGCCAUCGUCUUCUGCACGCGCUACCUCGACUUAUUCUCCCAACAAACGCCAUGGAACCUCAUAUUCAAGCUCUUCUACAUAUCAUCGUCGUUCUACAUCAUUGGGGCAAUGCAGUGGAUCUUCCCCCGCACCAGAGAGCGUGAGAUCUCCUGGAAGGUCGGCGCCGGCGUCUUUGCCGGCUCGCUGCUCUUGUCCCCCUUCGUUAUGAUGAUCUUCGAGGAUUGGUGGGGGUUCAAAGUCUGGCUUUGGGUCUUUUCUCAGAUCCUCGAGUCCACCUGCAUCCUGCCCCAGCUCCUCCUCUUACGCCAGACGACUGUGCCGACCGUCAUCGACUCCUUCUACCUUGUCACACUCGGUUCCUACCGUGCCUUCUACCUCCUCGGCUGGAUCACCCGGGAGCUUGACAUCAAUGACAAGGAUCCCAAUACGGUCUCGGUCAUCUUCGGCAUUGUCCAGACAGCCCUGUACCUUGACUUUGCUUGGGUCUACUACACUCGCCAGCGCGUCAAGCUCCGUAACGGUGGCAUCGUCGACGCUGACGACCUGCGCCGCGGCUGGUUGCUCAACAGGAUCUUUGGCAAGCGCAUCGAUGUGCAAUCUGACGACGAGGAGAGCGCACCGGCGCUCGGUGAUGACGAUGGCCAGACUCGCCGCGGCGGUCGGCCCAAGUGGGGUGCUCGCGGCAUCUCCGUGAGUGCCGACGAGGGCGUCCUGGACACCGAUAGGGAUAACCAGCGCCAGGCCGAGGAGCUCGACGGUGUUGUCGACCCCGAUGCUAAGAUGAAAGACCCGGAUGAGCUUGCUCGUGUAUUGGAUGACGACGACGAUGAUGACCCAAACCGGGCAUCCAGUAGCAGUGGCACGCCCAAUGGAAUCGACAACGGUUCGGAGUGGCGCAACUAG